AUGAUUACUUAGGCAAAAAAAUCGAUAGAUCAAGAUUACUAGAUAUUAACAAAGAAAAGCAUUUACAAAAAAAAACAAAAAAAUUAAUACACAAAGGAGGAUAAGUUCUAGGAAAAAUAUACCUAAUAGAAGGAAUAAAAUAUAUUGAAAUUAGUAAACUUUUUAGAAGUAAGAUUGUACAAAUCUUUAAAACUGGAUAACAUUUUUAGAUUGAAAUCAAAUGUACAAAUCCCAAGAAAUGCUGAUAAUCAAUAUCAGAUUGGAUAACUAAAUAAUGAUUUUUAUUGCUAUAAUUAUAAGAUCAAUCGAAUCGAUAAGAAUGGUAGUAUGAUUACAGUGACAUUUGACCCGAUUUAGAGAUGCUUUUCACCUGUUGAAAAUGUUAUUCAAAUUUUAGGUAGAGGAAAUGAACAGUUAAAAGAAUCUUUAGAAAAACUGCAUUAUAAAAAAUUAGAUUCAUCAUAAUAUUUGAUGAUUAAGGAACACGAUUUGUUUAAUUUUGAGAAUACAAUCGAUAAACCAUGUACUGGUUACAUAUCUAAAGUUGUUGGAGAUUAGGUUAUGACUUAAUAUCGAUUUAUGAAUGAAUUAUAUUUAAACCUAAUGGGAAUUAAUUCUGAAAUGUUAAUCCAUCACGCUAUGGAAACAGGGAAUAUACCCAUUCCUUUAUAUUUUUCAGAGGAUAAUUGUGGUGAAUAAUAUUUAAGUAAUUUUUUUACUUUAAAUACUUUCAACCAGUCCAUUAAUUAAUUGCAAGCGUGUAAUUACAAUGGCUAAAAAUUUCCGGCUAAAAUCACAUUUCACAAUUAUUAUUACUACAAUUAAACUGAGUAAUGCUUUUAUGAAUAUUUAUUUUUUAUUUGGGACAUUGAUAAAUAGUGGAUGUCAAAGUAGAGGGUUCAAGAAAACUACUUAGAUUAUUUUAAUUUAAAAAAUGAUCCUGCUUCUUUGACUUAAAUAUAUUAUAAUUCAGAAUAAAGAUGUGGGUAUAGAGACAUUUGA
This is a messenger RNA of Paramecium tetraurelia, 1002 nucleotides long. RefSeq lists its product as uncharacterized. The record is from RefSeq and is a predicted model, not a curated record. NCBI's taxonomy places the organism in Eukaryota, Ciliophora, Oligohymenophorea, Peniculida, Parameciidae. The transcript has a single exon.